CACCCAAGAGCAUCUACUGAAAGCAUAAAACAACACGGCCAUCUGUUUCGCGUGAGGAACAGGAUAUAUCGGGAAUUCGCGUCGGAUCGGGGUGGUGGCGAGAAGACGUUCCCAAUGUCAGGCGGUGAUAGUGGGGUGGGGAGCCGAGCGUCGCUAGUGACUAGGCAGUUUGGGGUCCUGUGAACUGCUCGUAGGCUCUGCUCCCUGUAAACUCUGCAACCACCAACAGCAGUCUCAAGAUCAUGGCAGUCCUCCAAGCUAGCCGUCGAGUUUAUUUGAGAAUAUACCGUAAAAUUACUUGAAUAAAAGUAGUAAUUGGAGCCCCUGACAGACGCCAAGGGUGCGAGCAAUGUUAUGCUGGGGUCCGCCUAGCAUAACUCUCCCUCCAACUACGUACUCCAUCCACCCUAGCAAUAUGGCCCCCGGCGAAUCCAGCCUGGAAGCUCAAGCUCCAAGGCGAUCCUCAAGAAUUUCAGGGCAAGCGAAAGUCGAGGCUCCUGCUCCUGCUAAAAACCCGAGAAAACCCUCCAAAGCGAGGACGAAAAGGGCAGCCGAGGAGGUUGAUAAUGACGAAAAGAACAAGAAAGCCAAAGCGAAUGAAGACGAAACGGUCAACGAUGACGAUAACGAUAUAGCAGAUCCAGCGCCCAUCGAUAUCGGCGACAUUCUGCCCUCGAUGACGCUCAAAAACGAGAAAGGCGAAGACAUUGAUACUGGUUCAAUUGCAGCAGAGAAAGGUGUCGUUCUCUUUCUUGUCCCGAAGGCUGAUACGCCUGGAUGCACGACGCAAGCAUGUGGCUUCCGUGACAUAUGGCAGGAAUUUACCUCACUCGAUUAUGAUGUUUAUGGGGUUAGUGCCGACUCCUCAACUGCCCAGGGUAAAUGGCAAACCAAGAAACAACUCCCAUACCCGCUCAUUUCUGAUCCAAAGAGGUCAUUGAUAGGCGCUCUUGGAGCAGCCGACGGUAACAGGACGAAACGUAGUCAUUUCGUCUUUGAGAAGGGUGGCAAGCUUUUGGACAAGAAGAUGCCCGUCAAGCCGGUAGACAGUCCUCGUCUUGCAUUGGAGUUUAUCAAAGGCCUGAGCGAGUAGGGCACGGAUAUGGUUGCUCGACGGAGUUACGUGGUCAAGUCGAUACCAUGAAUUCAUUUCCUCUCAUGUUACUUUCGCAAAUUUGUACACCAUUUACACAUUGCAAUCCCUAGUUAACGACACUGACACUGAGUUGGCUGGUCUUGUUCAUGGGCCGCCGAGAAGUUGACCGAGAAUCAAGCGCUGUUGUCACGUCG
Suillus paluster is the source of this 1290-nucleotide messenger RNA. RefSeq names its product thioredoxin-like protein. Gene Ontology annotation, cellular component: cytoplasm. Gene Ontology annotation, molecular function: thioredoxin peroxidase activity. The record is from RefSeq and is a predicted model, not a curated record. The transcript has 6 exons. Lineage: Eukaryota; Fungi; Basidiomycota; Agaricomycetes; Boletales; Suillaceae. Bases 350 to 1093 code for a protein of 247 amino acids. Gene Ontology annotation, biological process: cellular response to oxidative stress; cell redox homeostasis.